CCAAUGCUGCAUCCGAGGUGCAAGGCUGGAAUGAGCUGCACGGCAUCUACUCACUCUGAGAUUGACAAUGGAGAAGCGAAUCCAAUGCUUUACUAUAGUCACACUUUUUACAGUUCUGAUGUCGCCAGUAACACCAGAAGAUUGCACCAAUCAGGCCGCUGCUCCGUGUCUGAGACCUUUUGCAGACUACUUAAAGAUAAUCAAACAGCUUAUUCCAAAAAUUACUCGCCAGGAUCGGAAUAUGUGCAUUAAUUACCAAACUGCACGCCAGUGCCUCGAGACCGUUAAGAAACACUGCAAAAGCGACGUACCACAGCAGCGCAGGACGAAGGCUUCACUGGACUCAUUUGAAGAUCGCUUAGAUUUUAUCUGCAGUGAAAGCAGACAGAAAGCCCUCCAGCGCCUCGAACCUUGUUUCAGUGAUCCGGCAAAAGUAUCGGCGGCCGACGAAUGUGAAUUUAAGUACAAUGCAACAAAUCAUGUCAUAGUAGACACCGUUGUGUCACGUCAGAGGACACUGAGAGCCAUCUGUUACAACACACAAAAUCUGUCCUCGUGCAUCACGAACGUGUACAAACCAUGCGGAGACGCUGCCACGGACUUAAUCACAGCCUUACUUAGACAGAACUUUAAAAGGCUGUUAAGUGGCUCCACAUGUGAAAUAAAGAGUAAACGACAACAAACAUUAACGACAGAGCGGUCCACAGAGUCCAAAGUACAAGUAGGGGACUCUUCCUCUUCAAGCGUGAUAUUAUGUUCACAGCGGAACUCGUUUCUUGUGGUGGUUGCCUUGCUUGUUGGUUUAAUUUUUUACGAAUGUGUUUGAAUUGUUUAAUAUAUGUAUAUCAGUUAACUUAAUUGCAUUCCUUUGUUGAAUGUAGGAUAUCGUGGAGGGGAGAUUGGUUGUCAUAUUCACACACACAAACACACACACACACACACACACGAGAAAAAGAACGAGAAAGGGGGAGAUGAUGGCACAGAUAUUUUUAUACAUUACUAAAUUAAUUUGAUAUUUGAGUCUGUUGUGGAUACACUGGCUCAGUGCAAACUACGAACUCUGGUACCGGUGACUGUUGAAGAGAGUCCGGUUCCCACUAAUUUGUACAGGUAAACCCCGUCCUAGAUG
Lingula anatina is the source of this 1129-nucleotide messenger RNA. RefSeq lists its product as uncharacterized. The record is from RefSeq and is a predicted model, not a curated record. NCBI's taxonomy places the organism in Eukaryota, Metazoa, Brachiopoda, Lingulata, Lingulida, Lingulidae.